UCCAUCAAGCCGUUCUGGACCCUGGGCGCCGGUGGCAACCUAGUACUAUAUCUCUUUAUCUUUAAGCGCUUAACUCAGACCCGCCGCCGCGAGCGCCAGAUCAGAUAGCUUGAUCGCAGCACGAUUUACCCCGGACUCCAGGUUGGAACCCACUAAGGAGACAGGACCCUGCUGGCGCAAUGAGUGCAACUAUCAACGGUGAAUCCACCAACCCACCAAUCGUGGUGGCUUCAUCCCGCGCCGUCAUAUCAGGGUGUUUGACGCCGGCCACAGUGGUCAUCUCUCGCGAGACGGGCAAAGUGACCUCGGUCUUCUACUCAGUCCUCCCCGCCUCUGGUUUCCCUGAUGGCACGCAGUACACAGACUACUCUCCCCUUGUUCUGCUGCCUGGUCUGGUGGAUGCACAUGUGCAUCUCAACGAGCCUGGCCGUACUGAAUGGGAAGGUUUCUACACCGGCACCCAGGCUGCCGCCUUUGGUGGUGUGACCACGGUCAUUGAUAUGCCCCUGAAUGCAAUUCCGCCAACAACGACGGUUGCCGGGCUGAAGGAGAAAGUGAAGGCCGCUCAGGGGCAAUGCUGGGUGGAUGUUGGUUUCUACGGUGGCAUUAUCCCCGGAAAUGCUCAUGAGCUGAAAGGCCUUGUGAACGAAGGAGUCCGAGGAUUCAAGGGAUUCCUAAUUGAUAGUGGAGUUGAGGAAUUUCCGGCUGUUACCGCAGCGGAUAUCAGGAAGGUCAUGGCUGAAUUGGCCGAUGAGCCUACCACGCUGAUGUUCCACGCAGAAAUGGUACCUCCCAUCACCGCGUCCGUUGGUGAUGAAGUGCAGACGUCUGAACCGCCUGCUGCACCAGAGGGGCCCCUUCAGGCCUAUUCCACAUUCCUGGCUUCUCGUCCAGCGGCAUUUGAGACGUACGCUAUUGAGGAGAUUCUAUCACUCGCGCAUCUUGCCCCUAAACUUCCUUUGCACAUAGUCCACCUUUCUGCAAUGGAAGCCAUCCCGUUGCUGCGCGAGGCCCGUGCUAAAGGGAUCCCAAUCACUGCGGAGACCUGCUUUCACUACCUUUCACUCGCCGCAGAGGAGAUUCGCGACGGUGAUACUCGACACAAGUGUUGCCCGCCCAUCCGUUCCCAGGCGAACCAGGAUCGCCUCUGGGCAGAGCUUGAGCGCCAUGCAACUGAUGGUGUCAUCAAGACAGUAGUCUCUGACCACUCUCCUUGCACGCCUGACCUCAAGUUGCUUCCGUCCCAUAUCUCUGGUCAUUGCUCCUCCGCUAGUUCGUCGGCGACAGCGACACCUUCUGCCACCAGCAGUGUCUCUGACCUUGGCACCACCCUAGACCCUGAGCACGAUGGAAACUUCUUCUCCGCCUGGGGCGGUAUUUCUUCUGUUGGUCUCGGUCUGCCUAUCUUGUGGACAGAGUUGAACCGGAGGAAGAAGCUGGACGCUUCUAGCGAGGCUACCAGGGAUGCUCUUGAGAAUAUUGUACGGUGGUGCUGCAUCAACACUGCAACUCAAGUCGGGCUUCAGAAGCGAAAGGGCGAUCUUACCGGCGGCUGUGACGCUGAUAUCUGCGUCUUUGAUGACAGCGUCGAGUGGAUCGUGGAGCCGAGCACCAUGCUCUUCCGCAACAAGUGCUCUCCGUACCAGGGCAGGAUGCUCAAGGGAAUGGUGCGGGAGACUUGGGUUCGUGGUAAGCGCGUCUUCAGUCGUGAGGAGGGCUUCGGGAAGAACAUUCCAUCUGGAAAGCUGCUUCUUGAGAAAAGAUCCCUGGCUCCUUGAGGAGUCCCACCACAUUGAUUUCUCUUUUUAUGUUCGAUAUCUUUUUCAAGGUUCCGUGUGUCUGUUUGAACCAGCGGAUAUGAGUCCCAUGUUGCCUUCAUUUAUCAUUGAUGUCUUUCAUCAUAGCAUGCGCCUGCUGGGUUCUGGAGUAUGUGAUUUGUUUGUUGCCUGCUGCCGUCUUUUAAGCAUGUUCUUUGGCAAGAUUCUCAUGAUGAUGCUAGAUAGAGUACGCCUUGGACAUAGAUGUCGUGGAGUUUGACGUGAUACGGUCAUGCCGACUGCGAUGGCGGGAAAGAAGUAUAUAAUUCUAAUGUCCAGUGAUGGUCAAUUUCCAGAUAUUAUAGCAUAGUUACAGAAUUGAAAUUCGAAGUUGAACUUGAAAUUUGAUAGAUCAGUGGCUACGUUAUCCGCACCAUCUCCACCGGACUACAAGAGCGGGUGGACCAAAUGAAGGCAUGCAAAUAUUCCUAUCU
Messenger RNA from Paecilomyces variotii, 2251 nucleotides. Its product is annotated as putative allantoinase Dal1. Lineage: Eukaryota; Fungi; Ascomycota; Eurotiomycetes; Eurotiales; Thermoascaceae. Gene Ontology annotation, cellular component: cytoplasm. The coding region runs from base 180 to 1778 and encodes 532 amino acids. Gene Ontology annotation, biological process: purine nucleobase catabolic process. The transcript has 2 exons. The record is from RefSeq and is a predicted model, not a curated record. Gene Ontology annotation, molecular function: allantoinase activity.